CCCACGCCUGGUUUGGGGUCCUCCGCUUCCCUGGCCGACGUCCGGGCCGUCCAGCCCGCCGAACGGCCGAAAUCCGCCGUUCCGUUGCGGUGCGGCGCCGGUACCUUGCGUGGUCUCACUCUGAGCCCCUCACGCGCCGCAGAGCUGCGGGUGAGUCCCGGCGCCGGGCUCAGGGUGCGGGUCCCAGCUCGAGCUUGCGGCACGCUGCGUGGCCCGCGCCUGAGCUGCGUCCCGGGCCACCGCCCACCGCCACCUGAGGGGCUGAAACCGGAACACUGUGGCCCGGGAGUCUCUCUCAGUACCUAGCACUUGGAGCCACCAUCCACUGAGGGGUGCCGACGGGGCCGCGGAGGGGCUUCAGGGCCCACCUCAGUUUUCACCAGACCUUCAGAGGGACCCCUUCUCAAGAGGGCCAGCCGUAACCGUGAAAUACUCGUCUCUCGAGCCCUGUCCGCGUGGGGGCACUGCGGAAAGCAAACCCUGUCCAGGCCUCCGUUAGAACCUGCGUGUGGGCCUGGUUUCUGUUUUUCAGACGAGGGAGCAGGGCCGGGAAGGUGAAGUAACUUGCACCAAUGUUGGUGAGGGGCUGGGAGUGAAGAACGGCUUGUAUAUACCGCAGCGUUUUUCCUCUAGCCUGGACCCAAGGAGGGCUUGCGGUGGGGACAGCUGGUGCAGUCCCGUGCUGCGUUCCAAGUGUUGGUGUGCUCUGUCCGCAGAGUCCAGUGUUUGGCUACAGGUGUUGGGAGAGUCAGGUGUGACCCAAAGGUCCAAGGGAACAAUGGCCACCGCUUCUGGCCUCCAACCUCCGCCACCCCUGGAGCAGGACCUGGAGCAGGAUGAGAUCCUGGUGGUGAAGGUGGAAGAGGACUUCUGCUGGGAAGAGGAGCCCUCCCUGGGGACAGAAGACCCCAGCCCUGAGACCUUCCGCCAGCUCUUCCGGCUCUUCUGCUACCAGGAGGUGGCGGGGCCCCGCGAGGCUUUGAGCCGCCUCUGGGAGCUCUGCUGCCGCUGGCUGCGGCCCGAGCUGCGCACCAAGGAGCAGAUCCUGGAGCUGCUGGUGCUGGAGCAGUUCCUGAGCGCGCUGCCCCCGGAUGUCCAGGCCUGGGUGCGCGAGCAGCAGCCGGAGAGCGGUGAGGAAGCCGUGGUCCUCGUGGAGGGGCUGCAGCGGGAGCCCAGGAAACAGAGGCAGCGGGGCUCGGAGGUACUUUCUGAAGACAUGGUGUCCCUUGGAACGGGGGGACAGUUCCAGAAACGCCAGGCAGAGGAAUGCUCCCUGGAGGAAGGAGCUCAACGCACCAGCCAGCAGCCCCCAUCUCAGCUGAGUUACAGGCCAAAGAGGGUCCCCUUGCUCUGGCCAGAGAGGGGCCCGCCGGCCUCCCAGGAUCAGGAGAUGGCGUUGCCUUCGUCCUUCCUCUCAGCCUGCUCCCAGGUGCCAGGGACCUUGGAGGACGUGACUGUGUACCUGUCCGGGGAGGAACAGGGAUCCCUGGACCGCGCCCAGUGGGACCACAGCUGCGACGUGCUGCCGGAGAACGAGGAGAACGAAGGGCUUGGGAUCCAGCUGGAGGAUGGAGGUGACGCCAGGGAAGACGCUCUGCUGAGGAUGGAGUGGUACCGAGUGCUGUCAGCACAGUGCCCGGGGCCUGGCCUCCCUUGUCCACCCUUGGUGGGGCCUGAGCGGCCAGGAGGCUGCCCCCGGCAGGCAGGAGCAGGGCCCCGCGGGGCGGAUAAGCCAUUCACCUGCCCCGAGUGCGGCAAAGGCUUCAGUAAGACGUCCCACCUGACCAAGCACCAGCGCACGCACACCGGGGAGCGGCCGUACAAGUGCCCGGUCUGCGGGAAGGGCUUCAGUGACCGCUCCAACUUCAGCACGCACCAGCGCGUGCACACGGGCGAGAAGCCCUACGGCUGCCCCGAGUGCGGGAAGCGCUUCAGCCAGAGCUCCAGCCUGGUCAUCCACCGCCGGACGCACACGGGCGAGCGGCCGUACGUGUGCGCGCAGUGCGGCAAGAGCUUCAGCAACAGCUCACACUUCAGCGCCCACCGCAGGACGCACACGGGCGAGAAGCCCUACGCCUGCCCGGUCUGUGGCAGGGGCUUCCGCCGGGGCACCGACCUCCACAAGCACCAGCGGACCCAUGCAGGGGAUGGCUCUCCACCAAAGCACCAGCCAGGCACACCCGCCCAGCUCUAGGAGGCCCCCGGGCCAAAGCGUGAGCUCCACACCCAGAAGCAGCCUUCCCAGAACCCUUUGCAGAAGUUCACAGUCACAGGAUUCCUGAUCUGCCAGACUUGGUUCUGUCCUGGACCUGAGACCCGGGUCUGAAAGCGUCCAGGCUGACCCAGCUCCCGGGGGGCCCAGUGAGGACCUGCUGGUGGCAGGUGUGCACUGGCACAGAGCAGGGAAGCUCGUGCAGGUCCCAGUGGGCAGCACGGCAAGGACGAACUCUGCAGACUGGCACACACGUCGAGGCCAGGGGUCUGCGCUAAGGGGUCAUCGGGGCUGGUCCCUCCUGAGAACCUGAUGGAGUCCCUCCCCUGUCUCUAAAGUGUCUCACGGUGGCUGG
Molecule: messenger RNA, 2567 nt
Organism: Tupaia belangeri chinensis (Chinese tree shrew)
Lineage: Eukaryota; Metazoa; Chordata; Mammalia; Scandentia; Tupaiidae
Gene: ZNF500
Product: zinc finger protein 500
Exons: 5
Coding region: 779-2194 (471 amino acids)
Biological process (GO): regulation of transcription by RNA polymerase II
Molecular function (GO): DNA-binding transcription factor activity, RNA polymerase II-specific; RNA polymerase II cis-regulatory region sequence-specific DNA binding
Source: RefSeq, a predicted model, not a curated record